UCCCCUCUCCUCUCCAGAACAAUGGCCUGCCAAGAGAGUGAGUACCUGGAUGACCAGAAGAAAUGUGUCCCCUGCAGAAAGUGCAUGCCUGGGCAGGAGCUUUCCAAGGACUGCGGCGACGGCAGCGGCGGGGACGCGCAGUGCGUGGCCUGCCCUCCCAGGAAGUUCAAGGACCGCUGGGGACAUCACGGCUGCAAGCCCUGCCUGUCCUGCGCCCUCAUCAACCGCCUCCAGAAGUCCAACUGCACAGCCACGGCCGACGCGGUCUGCGGGGAGUGCCUGCCGGGGUUUUACCGGAAGGCGCGGAUCAGCGGGCAGCUGGAGUGGGAGUGCAUUCCCUGCACCAAGCAGACGCCAUCCUCCGAGCCGCAGUGUCGGUCCAGAACAAACCUGGUGAAGGUCGCUGUCCCUACUGUACCACCCCAGGACACAGCCCUUCUUGCACUAACCAGCAGUGCCCUGGUCAUCAUCGUCCUGGUGCUUCUGGCACUUUCCAUCAUCUACUGCAAGCGAUUCUGGAAAAGCCAGUGCCAGAGAGUCUUCCUGAGGACUCAGAACUUCUCGGGCCAGCGAGCAACGUUCCCGACUGCUGCAGCACCCAGCAGGUUCCUGUGCGAGGAGCAGAUGUCUGGACCCUGCUGCCUGGGUGUGAAGAAUUUGAGCCCUUGCUACAGGCAGGCAGAAGGCCCCGUGGAAGCGGUGCAGUUCAUUUCGGAUGGGGAAGCCGUGGGUCUCCAGCUCCCCUCUCUCCAGCCAGAGAUGGACUUGCCACCAGCCAUUACAGCCAGCACUGCCUCCAAGGCCCAGCUGGGCAGGAGCCUCCUGGAAAGCCAGCCCCUCAUCCGAGCCUCAGGCCACAGUGACUGCCUGGAGGGGGUCCUGCCACCCCCCACCCCCCGGCAGGGCCGGCCGGGCACGGUGGAGGCUCUGGCCCCCCUCUCCUCCUGCGCCUCCGAGAUGCAGCACAAGUGGCCGCAUGCACCCGUGGAGUGCACUGAGCUGGACCUCCAAAAGUUCUCCACCCAGGCGGAGUUUGUGGGUGGUGAGCGGCUGGAGGAUGCAGCGAGCCGGGCGAUGAAGAGGAUUCCAGCAGAGAGCGGCGGUGGGGUGCAGGAGGGGGCUCACCACUUGCCCACGGCCGAAAUCCCACCUGGGGAGCAGCCGGUGGAUGAUGCCCAGAGCCUGGUGACUCAGAUCAGCAGCACAGCCAAAGGUCUCCCCAUAGCAGAGCUGCCCCAUUCCUUGGUGCAGUCGCUUGCCUUCCUGUUGGACCCUUCCCUGAACGGUGUGAAGAACUUCAGCCAUGUGGCCCUGGAGCUGGGGCUCAUGCCUCAGCUGCUGGGACGGAUUUCGGGGUUUGAGCAGCUGGUCUCACACUUCACCUACGCGGGAGCGGCGGUCACUGUCCCGCUGCUGGCGCAGGCGCUGCAGCGGCUCCAGCGGUUUGACGCCUUGCUCCUGCUCUGCGACCACUUCACGCUCAGCCCCACGCCGGACCGCCAGCGCUAGAGGACAGGGAGGGAUGGAGGAAGCUCCAUGCACUGUUACUCAUGUGAGAGAGGAUCCAGUGGCCUGCAGCCACACAAGCUCCCUGGUGUGCAUGGCAGGAGGACACAGAGAAUGUCUUUGCAUCAUGGAGUGGAAGGACACGACAGGGCCGUCUCUGCACAGGGGUUUCGGAAAGCACUGUGCCUUUUCCCUGCUCCAUAGGGGAGGGCUUGCUCAGGCUCCUCCAGAGGUUGUUUUUCUCUGGCUGUGACAUCCUUGCCUCUUGCUGUGCUGUGAUGCUCUGGCUCUGCAGUGAGCCCUGUCCUGCCCAACUGUUGCCAUGUGGUCCCUCAGCCAUGGGGCUUGGUCUCUGUGGGCAAUGUCCUCCUAUGAGCCCAGCCAUCUCCUCCAUUCCAGCUUUCCCAUCCUUCCUCUGGCCCAUGCUCUGCUUUCCCAGGUGCCAAUUGCCACUGUCUCAGUUUACUUUUCAGUUGCUUCUCUCUGUGCUGCGAUUUCCUUGGCACAGGACUUGGCCGUGGCUGAUGUGCCAGGCUCCAACCUUUGUCCCUCUGUGCCACCCUGGCACCUUCCUCUCGUGUCCAUUUGUGGUGUAGGGUAGCAUCCUGGCGUGAGUUUCGGACUGAUUCUGGGGAUGAGCUGAUGUAACUCCUCGUUGGGCUGUGGCUGUUGGCCAUGGGCAGGUGCUGGCUCACCCCAGCCCUCUGGCUGUUCGCUGCCCAUCGCCUCCAAGGCUUCGCAAACCCUGGUGGCAGAGUGUGUCUGGGGCAGGGACACUGCACCGCGGGUGGCAGCUGAGGGCUGAAGCUGUGACUGGUCACAGGCAGCAGUGACGUUCCUGUGCCAGCCACAGCAGGAACUCCUCCUCUUUUAAAAUAAUAUUUUUCUUUUCUUUUCUUUUUUCCCUGCCUAAAAAUGGCCCGAUUUCUCAUUCCUGGGAGUUGCUACUGGGAAGAGAGAGCACCCUUCUGCUUGGUAUUCCAUCCUGGGGGAUUUGUCAUAACUUGCCACAGUCUUGCUGUCACCGGUCACCCUGAUUUUGGUGUUGCGCCUGAGCCUGGGGGCUCCAGGCAGCUGGGCUGCUCUCGGUCUGCCCUGGCCCCUGGGGCUCUGCUGGUGGCCCCGGACAGGAGCGGGGGCUGCAGGAGCACGUUCCUGAGCGGGGCACAGCGGUGCGGGGGCGGCCAGGCACGCGGGGCGUGCGGAGGCAGAGCAGCUGCGGCGGUGGCUCAGCGCCCAGCGGCACGGACGGCCCACGGUGCUGUUAACAUCAGGGCUUGAGGGUUCCAUCCCUCUGUGGGCCAUUCGCUUUAGAGACAGGUUCCGUGAUCUUUGUGGUCCCUUCCAGUUCCGGAUGUUCUGUGAUGUGAUAGGUGUCACCCUAGCUGUCCCGAAAUUCCCGGACAGCGUGGCAGGGGCGCUGAGCUGGUGGCACUCGCUCUGCCUCUGUUGUUUCAUCCCUCGCUGCCGUGGCUGGCUCUGCCGAGCGCUUUCUGCCGUCCUGCCUGUCACCGGGGUCUCAGGCCCGGCCGGUGGUGUGGUGGUCACCAGCAAGUGGCACUGUUCCCCCACUGCCUGCUGCCCCCAGCCAGGGCCCCUCGGCCGAGCCCACAGAACCCUCCUGUAUCUGACCACAGUACCUGAAAGGAGCGGGUGCCCUUCUAGGAAGGCAGACCUCCCCCGCACCCCGGGCAGGAAUAGCUGCUUGUGUUUCCUUUCCCUGUUUAAAGAUGUUGGGGCUUGAGCACGCCCAGGAUGUGCCCAGAUAAGCGAAGGCACGGGCAGUUUGAGCUGGUCCUGGCACUUCCCCUCGCCGCUUGUUUCUUCCGCAGUCAAGGUCGUUUCAUUGCUCUUUGUUCCCCAAGACCCACAGCGGUGAGCCUUGUGCCGUGUGGGGCCAGCAUUAGUCAGACUCUUUGCUGCAGUCUCAGACUGUUAGGGAGCAGCCGGGAGUGUUGCUAUAGCACACACAGCCUGGGGCCAGGGAUUUCCUGUUUGAGGCUUUUCUGUGGCAGGGAGUGUGCUGGGUUUAAUCACCUCACAAAAUCCAAUAAAUAUUUAAUCCCUCUGUGGACAUAGUCACUUCCAGUGGGAAGGAAAAUAACUUCACCCACUGCAUCUGAGGAGGAGCCUCCCUGCAGCUCAGCUUGCUGGCCCUGGCUUUGAAGCUGGAGCCGGACUGGGCAGCUUGUCCUGCGUGUUCCUGUGUCACCAGUGCGUGGUCACUUGGAGUGCAAAGAGCAGUGGCAGCCAGGCAGGGUGGCAGAGCCAGCCUGCUCCUGGCACAUGGCAGUGUCAGGAGCAAGAGAUGGGCAGGAGGGGUGGUUAAAUUAGAGCUGUGGAUAAAUGGGGAUAUGUCACGGGUGUAUGCUGCAAAUCUCUUCACGUGCUGGGCAACUAUAUUGAUGUGCCAGGGUUUGGCUAUGGGCCAAACAAACGAAGUGAGGUUGUAGUUCAUUCUUUUGGGGAUUUUCCUCACUUUUGUAAAGAAAUCCACCCCUUUCCCUUCGUAGCUUUUAAGGUAAACUUAUUUUUUAAUUGUUUGAUGUCUGAGCAGUAUUACUUACAGUCAAAAAACUCAACCCCUGCCUUGGGUCUUGAGCUGUGCUGUGUAUGGGUAUGGGCCACGCCAUGCAGGGUGUGUAGGGCUGUGUGUGCCAUGCCACAGCUCCUGCCCCUGCGGCCCUGGCUGUGCCACAGGGUGUGCUGCCUCAGCACUGCUUGGCAGGGACUGGCUUUGCAUUCUUUUGAACUGUUCUGGGUUUCCCCACAGAGCCUCACAGGUGGUGUCAGUCUCUUCAAGUCACGCUGGCUGGUGCUCCAGCAGGGCUGGACGCUGCACCUGAGCCUUGCAGGACUCAGCAGUGAGGCUCCCCCAGCUCCCUGCCAAGGGCUGCUCCCCACUCUCACUGUGCUCAUGGCAGGCACCUUCCUUCAGCUGUGGCGACAAAACCAGCUGUGUUUACAAGGGCCAGAAGUUCAACAGGUAGGCUUUAGCCCACCCUAAGGCCCUUUGGCCAGGCUGCCUCGAGCCCAGCCAGAGCCCUCAGGGAACCAUGAGAGCCUUGAAACCAGGAAUAACGCUGUGACUCAGACAUCAUAACAACGGUGAUCCCUGAGCAGGGAACUGCUUCAGUGGGGAACCAAUGGACUUGAUACUUGACUUUUGCUUUUUAAUAGUAUUUUCAAAAUAAUACAUAGAAUGUAAGGGAGAGAAAUUCCUGUAGUGCUGGAUCUCACACCACAGCUUCAGGAAGCCAUUUGUGCCAAGCUGGCAUGGCUCACAGAGAAGUGAAAGAAAUGAAAUAACUCUGCAUCUGUGCAAACUCGAGCUAGGACUGAACAGUGGAAACACUCCAGUGCGAUGGGGUUAUUUUUUAACAAGUGAGUGGUUUCCACACCAGUCUUGCCUGGAAGUCUGAUUUGCAGAGGAAUUUGUAUGAUAAGUUUAAAUCCAGCCCUCUUCUGGGAACCUCUUAAACAUAGACUUAAAAUAGGCACAUACUUCACUGUUGUUAAAGUGUUUAUUCUGGUGAACAAUUGGUGAACAUCCCUCGGGUGCUGUUUCUGAACAGGGGGCUCAUGAGAGCUGUCCCUCCAAUGUGCUUCUACAGAAAUAGGCAAUACUAAAGAAACCUUGGUGUUACUGAUCUGGGCACACUUCUUGGAAGAGUCUGCAAGUGUUGGGGGGAGAUACCCUCUCCAUCUCAGAUUAUUUAAUACUUCAGACUGAGGUGCUUUUCAAAAAGAAAGUAAUCACUACAUUUCUGUAGCCAUGGUUUUACCCAAGGGAAUACAUGUUGUUUUUUACGGUAGAUGAUAUUUUUCUUAAGGGUUACGAAUAGGUUAUUUAUAUUUUUGUAAAUUCUGCACCGUUACCAUUGUAAUUCUGCUGUAGCAUUGUUUCUGUUGGGUUUGGGGUGUUGUCUGUGUUCAAAUCAAGCAGAAGCUGAAGCUCCUGCCCCUUGAUAAUGAAAGGGGGUUGGUCCCUCACAUUCCUCCAGACCUGGUGCUCUUGAGUGAUGUGUGUUUGUAGUUCAAUAAAUUUUGGAGCCAG
This is a messenger RNA of Hirundo rustica (Barn swallow), 5563 nucleotides long. It is a transcript of the gene EDA2R, whose product is annotated as ectodysplasin A2 receptor. Bases 22 to 1509 code for a protein of 495 amino acids. Gene Ontology annotation, molecular function: tumor necrosis factor receptor activity; protein binding. Lineage: Eukaryota; Metazoa; Chordata; Aves; Passeriformes; Hirundinidae. Gene Ontology annotation, biological process: positive regulation of canonical NF-kappaB signal transduction; tumor necrosis factor-mediated signaling pathway; positive regulation of JNK cascade. The transcript has 8 exons. Gene Ontology annotation, cellular component: plasma membrane. The record is from RefSeq and is a predicted model, not a curated record.